Molecule: messenger RNA, 675 nt
Organism: Gaeumannomyces tritici R3-111a-1
Lineage: Eukaryota; Fungi; Ascomycota; Sordariomycetes; Magnaporthales; Magnaporthaceae
Product: endoglucanase II
Exons: 6
Coding region: 1-675 (224 amino acids)
Source: RefSeq, a predicted model, not a curated record
AUGAAGGGCUUCUUCUCCCUUGCGGCGGUCCUGUCGCUGGCCGUCGGCGACGUCUCGGCCCACUACAUCUUCCAGCAGUUCACCGCCGGCGGCACCAAGUUCCCCACCUACCAGCACAUCCGGAAGAACACCAACUACAACUCACCCGUGACGUCGCUGAGCUCCCCAGACCUGAGGUGCAACGAGGGCGGCCUCAACGGCGGCUCCACCAGCAUCGUCGACAUCAAGGCCGGCGACUCGUUCACCUUUAGCCUCGAUACUCCCGUCUACCACCAAGGCCCGAUCUCGGUCUACAUGUCCAAGGCUCCUGGAAGCGUGUCCUCGUACCAGGGAGACGGUGACUGGUUCAAGACCCAGGAUUGGGGCCCGACCUUCAACGGCGGCCAGUCCUCGUGGCCCAUGACGGGCUCCUACACGAGCACGAUCCCGCGCUGCAUCCCCAACGGCGAAUACCUGCUGCGUAUCCAGUCGCUGGCCAUCCACAACCCCGGCGGCGUGCCCCAGUUCUACAUCUCUUGCGCCCAAAUCCGCGUCUCGGGUGGAGGCAGCAAGGCGGCGACCAACACUGUCAAGAUCCCGGGCUUCAUCAAGGGUAACGAGCCGGGUUACACUGCCAACAUCUACAACAACUUCAAAUCCUACACCAUCCCGGGCCCCAGCGUCUUUACUUGUUAG